Lacerta agilis (Sand lizard) is the source of this 1751-nucleotide messenger RNA. It is a transcript of the gene CTU2, whose product is annotated as cytosolic thiouridylase subunit 2. Lineage: Eukaryota; Metazoa; Chordata; Lepidosauria; Squamata; Lacertidae. Gene Ontology annotation, biological process: tRNA wobble position uridine thiolation. Gene Ontology annotation, cellular component: cytosol. Gene Ontology annotation, molecular function: tRNA binding; sulfurtransferase activity. The record is from RefSeq and is a predicted model, not a curated record.
AGAGGUCUGGCCGCGAUGUGUGAAGCCGAGGAGGGAGGCUGCGGAAACGAGACGCAGCCUAAGAGGGCACCUCGGGGCAGCUGCCCCUCAAAAUGCAUGAAGUGUAAAGAAGGUUCCCCGGUGUUGAUCAUCCGUGUUGGGGAUGCCUUUUGCAAGAGCUGUUUCAAGGAUUAUUUUGUUCACAAGUUCCGGGCUAUGCUUGGCAAGAAUCGCUGCAUUUACCCUGGAGAGAAGGUUCUGCUUGCAUUUUCGGGCGGCCCUGCCUCCAGUUCAAUGGUGCGGCAAGUGCAAGAGGGCUUGAGUCGGGAAGCAGCUAAGAAACUCCGCUUCAAGCCAGGAAUCAUCUAUGUUGAUGAGGGAGCUGUGUGCGGACAGAGCCCAGGCAAGCGGGAGGAGAUCCGCAGCCAGGUGGAGAUGAUCCUGCAAGCCACAGGGUUCCCUUAUCACCUGGUGUGCUUGGAAGAGGUGAUUGACCUGCCAGGCUCGGUGCUGCACUCCAUUCCCCAUAGUGCCACUGACCAGGGCGGCAGCUACAAGGAAGCUGUGGACGGCUUCAUACGAUUGCAGCAGCGUGAGAAGGCGGCGGGGGACUCAGCAAGCUCCCUGGAGGACCAGCUGGCUAGGCUUAGUGUUCACGGAUCAUCACAGCAGGCGGGACCGUUGGUCCCAGGAACUAGGCCGCCUCCGGUUGCCCAUACUGAAGAACUGACCAAGCUCUUUGGGGCUGUGAAAACCCUGACUUCAAAAGAGGAGCUCCUACAGACUCUCCGGAACCACCUGAUCCUGCAUGUGGCCCGGACAAGCGGAUAUUCCAAGGUGAUGAUGGGGGACAGCGGUACCCGUGUGGCUGUCAAGCUCUUGACCAACCUGUGCCUGGGACGGGGAGCCUUUCUGGCUGCAGAUACGGGCUUCUCAGACAGCCGCCACGGUGAUGUGCUGUUCUUGCGUCCCAUGCGGGAAUACACGGCCAAAGAGAUUGCCUUCUACAAUUGCUUCUUUGGGGUGCCCACGGUCUUCAUGCCUGCGCUGGAUACUAAAACCCCCGACAGAGCCAGCAUUCACCGCCUGAUUGAGAGCUUCCUCUACAGGUUGCAGUGCGACUUCCCCUCCACCACCAGCACAGUCUGCCGGACAGGUGAGAAGCUUUGUGUGACUUCCCGAAAGGCUGACCCUGGUGGACCCACAGAAACACCCCAGUGCCUCUUCUGUCUCUGCGCCUUGGACACCAAUGCUGUGGAUGGCUCCUCCUUGCAGUCGACGGUGCUGUCAGAGCAGCUCUGCCAGAAGCCAAUUCCACCAUCCACUGGGAACGGCUGCUGUGGAGGGGCCUUGAACCAGACAGGAUGCUGCAGGGCCCCUCUGUCGCCAAGAGAUUCUUCCCAGCUCCUCCCAUUGCUCUGCUACAGCUGCCGCCUGACCAUCAAAGACAUGAGCUCCUUGGAGCCCCUCCCAGCCUACAUCCACUUGGAGGCAGAGCGCCGGCGAUGCAGGGCUGCAAUGAAGCAAGAAAUCCAGGAGUUCUUGCUUGAAGACGAGGACAGUGAUGCUGCUGAGGGCCUUCCCCUGAGCUGACGACCAAAUACCAUCCUAACAGGUUUGCUGAGCUCUGGAGAACCAGAGUAGAACACCCAGUGCAAGAAAGCAUCCCCUCUUGGCUCUUAUUUGACCUUUUCUUCCUUCCUGAAUUUUAAUAAAUUUUCUAACGCAAAUAAAUUAUUCUGAAGCCGCCAGCAGCUGGCUCAGUGAUGCUA